AAACUACAUAACUUAGCCUAGCUUGUGCAACUUAACAGAACUCUGCGAAAACAUGGGGCAACACACGUCGAGUCUCUUGAGCCAAUCUCUGCCUCCAAAGUCUCGCUUCACCGAGGACGACAUACCCGACCUCACAGGACGUGUCGCCAUCGUCACCGGCGGAAACACGGGUAUAGGUAAAGAAACCGUCCGUGCCCUCUUGUCUCACAAUGCGACAGUAUAUCUUGCCGCUCGCUCCGAAUCCAAGGCGAAGGAAGCUAUACGUGAUCUUUCCAUAAAGACGGGUGGGAAGGAGGCGAUAUUCCUGGAGUUGGAUUUGGCGGAGUUGGCGAGCGUGAAGAGGGCGGUCAAGGUCUUCAGCUCACGAGAAACGGAGCUUCACAUGCUCUUCAACAAUGGGGGUGUUAUGUGGCCCGAUGUCUCUUUGCUCACCAAGGACGGCUACGAUCUCCAAUGGGGCACGAACGUUAUAGGACAUUACCUCCUCACGAAGCUCCUCAUCCCAUCGCUCCAAGAAGGAGCAAAGUCAUCCCCAGAUAAGCACGCCCGCGUCGUGUUCACGUCAUCCUCCGCCGCAUAUUUCGAUACCAUCCACUGGGAUACAUUUAAGCCUUCGCAGGAGAGAGACAAGCUCGGGACGUACGGACUGUACGCUCAGAGUAAACAUGGAAAUGUAGUAAUCGCGAACGAGUUUGCGAGACGAUAUGCCAAGGAUGGGAUCGUCACGACUUCGUGCAAUCCGGGCAAUCUGAAGUCAGACCUCCAGAGGCAUCUCAACCCAAUCUCCCACUUCUUGCUCAACCUCAUACUCUACCCAGUCCAAUACGGUGCCCUCACGCAGCUAUGGGCCGCGACGUCUCCAGACACAGUGGAUCUGAACGGAAAAUUCCUCAUCCCAUGGGCACGUGUCGGCGAGUGUAGGGCGGAGGCCUACGACCCUGAAGUCGGACGGAGGCUGUGGGAGUAUUUGGAGGAGGAAACGAAGGUCCAGCAGGAGUGAUGUCCAGAUGAUGUUUUUAUGUGAUUCAUGUACGCAUUGCUUGUUUGUGCUGUCGGUAUCUCCCUGUAGGUAGUGGAUGCUUGGACGCAUUAAUUAUUCUC
Messenger RNA from Stereum hirsutum FP-91666 SS1, 1101 nucleotides. RefSeq names its product NAD-P-binding protein. NCBI's taxonomy places the organism in Eukaryota, Fungi, Basidiomycota, Agaricomycetes, Russulales, Stereaceae. The transcript has 6 exons. Bases 53 to 1000 code for a protein of 315 amino acids. The record is from RefSeq and is a predicted model, not a curated record.